GCGACUGUAAUGUAUUCUGGGUCGAUGCUUUACUUGCUGCAGCGACCCUUCAAGCAAUUCUGGCAUCUUCCAGCAUGUUAAUGCUGUGCAAUCAUUUGAAUGUGAUAUUAUGCUUUCCUUCUUCUCAGAAGGCGCAUUAUUUACUUCCUCUCGCCGCCCUCAGCUAUCUUGAUUGAGCCUGCUGGCAACUGAUUAGAAAGGCUCUGGGUCGUACGGUCGGAUACCAUGGCGGCUCAGGACAUAGAAGCUUUUGUUGUAGUUGUUGAGAAUCAGGAGUGGUCUAAUGGGCCUCUCCAGGUCGUAUCCCUCGAGAACAGUUCCGAGUUUCACUAUCGUCUGGAUGGAGACAUCCGUACACUCUCAUCGGACACAGUCCAGACAGGCGACACUAUAACAGGCUUCCUUUAUGUACCAGAUAUCGACAAAGCCGAUGUUUGUAGUAACAUCGCUCAGCAAUUCAUUCCAGCGAAUGCCACUCGACGUGCUGAUCUCCCUGGACCGGACUUCAACCUGAUCGGCCUAGUUCCGUGGAUUUCAGCCAAUUGCACUCGUUCAUAUCUCGAAAGUGCGCACGGCGAUCUGAUCAAGGCACUCCUCAUCUACCCCACCACUCACCAGUCUGCUGAACCGCCCGAUCUCAAUGAUCCAGCAUGGGGUCUUCAAGACAACGCUAUGAUAAGAUCUCAAAACAACUUUCCCAUUUACGCCAUACCAGGGCAGGCUGGCGAUCAAAUAAUGCUACACCUCAGCCGGUUUUCUGGUAAUAUGACGGACGUGGAGUCCGCGGACAACCUUACCUCCUUCUAUGACCCAAGGGAUUAUGUUAGACUUUACGCAAGUAUUAAUACAGGGACCCAAAAAUCCGCACCAAGCUUUUGGAUUUUUCUUGUUAUCAUCUUCGGCAUCUUACUGGCCUCCGUGGUUCUGAUUUAUUUUACGUUGCGAUGGGUGCAGCGAAAAAGGCGAUUAGAGCUGCGCAGCCGAGUAGCAAACGGCGAAGUCGAUCUUGAAGCUCUAGGGAUCAAACGCCUGCAAGUUCCGGCCGAAGUUGUUGAAAAGAUGCCGAUUUUCAUCUACACGGCCCAAGACGAGCAGGCUGAGACGUCAAACCGAGAACGAGAACGUUCGCAGCCACCGACAGAGGCGCUUUCAGGGAAUGACGCGGGCAACCAUUCGAGUUCGUUUUUGGACCACAGUCCCGACCCUGGUGCGACAUAUGAAUCAGCCUCGUCUUUGGAGGCGUCACAAUCAGAUGCAAAAGUCGACGAUGCCGUAACUUCAAUGAGUACCUCGUCUGAUGAUUCUUCGGCCGGGAGAGGUUGGAAAAACGAGUUUUGCAUCAUACAAGAUCCACGACAAGCCGCUCGUUUAGGAAAAUUGUACUCUCAAAGUACCUGCGCAAUUUGCCUCGAAGACUUCGACCAUAAUAGAUCCACCGUUCGUCAACUCCCAUGCGGCCAUAUCUUCCAUCCAGACUGCGUGGAUACCUUCUUAUCCGAGAGUUCCAGUUUGUGCCCAAUUUGCAAAAAGAGUGUUUUGCCCAAAGGAUGUUGCCCUACCGAGGUGACUGACUCUAUGGUCAGAAGAGAGCGGCAGGUUCGAAGAUUAAGGGAACGAAUUGACCCUCAGUUCGAGGGCAGCUCCCCAUCAGAGAUACCUCGAAGAGCUGCAACCGCAGGCGGAGGGCUACAUUUCCUCGGAUGGAAGCUAAGAGGUAUCAUGGGCGGAUCGGGAAGAUUUCUAGAGGGCUCAUGACACAUCAGAAACGCAUCACUGCGACGCACAACCCGGCUCCUCGCUUUGAGAGGCUCGCAGAAAUGCCGAGAUUGCCAAACAACGAGUUUAAUGGAUAUACGGACGCCGAAAUUCCACUGCCGAUGGUGGUGGAAUUAUGUCCAAUGAAGACGCUGUCGGCAUUGGAGUAAUGCACAGUCUCUGUCACACGUACUGCGAUUAUCAUAUGACGGCGCAACGAAUUUCUUGAGGAUGAGAACGUGUUUUGUCUUUGCAUACUGGAGAACUGGCGUUUUAUAAGUUGCAUGGAUAUUGGCGCAUGAUGUGGAUGGCGGGAUCAUAAAUCAGGCUGAUUUUGUUUUUCAUUUUGAUAUUGAAUGAUAUCAUAAAGCCAAGUAUGCACGCAUGGCGUUAAAUAAGGGUGCAUCUUAGCGCGCUCUUACAGCUAAAAAAAGGAUGGCAUAAUGAUAUCGACAUUAAUGUUGAAAGUUGUAGAAUUAUGCAAAUUUAUC
This is a messenger RNA of Xylona heveae TC161, 2246 nucleotides long. RefSeq lists its product as hypothetical. Gene Ontology annotation, molecular function: ubiquitin protein ligase activity. The coding region runs from base 226 to 1755 and encodes 509 amino acids. Gene Ontology annotation, cellular component: cytoplasm. NCBI's taxonomy places the organism in Eukaryota, Fungi, Ascomycota, Xylonomycetes, Xylonales, Xylonaceae. Gene Ontology annotation, biological process: ubiquitin-dependent protein catabolic process. The record is from RefSeq and is a predicted model, not a curated record. The transcript has 4 exons.